GGCUGAACCAACUCUCUAGCCUGUUUGUUGUUUUGUUUUCUGAGGCAGGAGCUCAUGAAACUCAUGCUACCCUGGAGCUGAAGCUGUGUAGUCGAGGAUGACUUUGAUAUUUUUCCAAAUGAAACUGUAACUUUAUACACAUUGAAUAGGAUAAAAUAGGAUGGGCAUAAACUAAGAAGGUACUCAGGAGAAAGAGUCAGUGCUAUUUUGUUUGCAGGGAAGAAGGAGUCAGAAACUGGAACAAACUAGGAUGUUGAGGAACACAUUCCAAGACUGCCUCCAAAGUAACUAGAUAACAUAAUAUUAGGAUUCAGGUGCCAAAGUUAAUCUGCACAUGUAAUAAGGAAUCCAAAAUUCUGUUUAGUAUGAGCAGUUUUGCAUUAAAUAUGUAGUAGUUGUUUGCUUUUCAGAAAGUGAUAGGGCAACUUUCAGAAGUGGUUUCUGUUAUGCAAGUACUAGGAAAUCUCAACUACAGUUAACUAGCUAUGCUGUUCUCAGCACCAUUAGGCUGCUUCAGUACUAGGAAAUCUCAACUACAGUUAGCUAGCUAUGCUGUCCUCAGUACCAUUAGGCUGCUUCAGGCAAGUGUACCUUUCAGUGUAAUACAGAACUAACAUUUCAGGCUUUGUUGUUCUGGUUGUGGGCCUAGCCUUUGCUGCUUGAGCCACCUCUCCAGCCAGCAUUUUGGGUAUUUACAUGGCAGCAGUAAUUAUAUUUUGGGUUUUAUUCUUGAUGCUUACUAUAGUUUUGUUUUUGAGGCAGGGUUUUACUGUGUAGCUCUGCCUGUCCUAGAACUCACUGUAGACCAGGCUGGCCUCAAACCCACAGAGAUCCACCUGCCUCUGCCUCCUGAGUGCCGGAAUUAAAGGCGUGUGUCAACAUGCCUGGCUGAUGCACACCAUAGUUAAGACAACAGCUGAUACACAUAAAUGAAGAUGGUUGGAUGUUAAUGAUAAUCAUGGUAUUCUUGAAAUAAUGUUUAUACAGAAUAAACCAGUAUUGAUUAAUUGGCAUUUUACACACAUCAACCAAGAAAACGAAAACAAAACCCCAACUAUCAAAGGCAAUCUUCCCUGUGUAGACUAUGGUAAUGCAUUGAAAAUGAAUGUCAAAGUAAUAUAAAAGAACACCAUGGUUUACCGGGGAGGGAAAAUGACUGUUCCAGCCUUGUCAGUCAUCCUUAGCAGGAUGAUAAGACAUCAGGUUUCCAGGACUGUUGUAGCAAAGUCAGUAAAUCUUUGGAUGGUUUAACAUCUGUAAAGCCAGGAUAAGGCUACAUCUUGAACUCUGAAGAUGGAGCAGCCCUCCUUCAGCCAUGCUGCCUGGCUCUGGAGGAGCUUCAUGUGUACAGAGUUCAACUGUGUGUACAAAUACUUGACCUCUUAGCCUCAGGAGUAGGUCUUUAUAGUGCUUAAUAAUUUGUACCAAGAUAAAAGUAGGCAUGGUGUAAUGGUAACUAGAGUUCCAGGUGUUGGUAUGUCUGCCAGUCUGUCAGUUCCUUGGUGUUCUGCCCACUGAUUUCACAGAGGUUAUGUUGAACAAGGAAGACUGUCAACAGGACUGUUUCUCACUGUGAACGAAUUUUUACGCUUUUAAAGAUAAAGUGAAAAUGUUCACUACGAUCCUUAGGCAUAAUAAUUAUCUGUUUGGAGGGUAUGUCUCAAAUAGUCAUCUUACUAAUCAUCUCUCUCAAGCCUUUUUGAGUACCUUGUGUACCUUAUUAAAGCCCCAUCCCAAGGAGUUUUCACCAUUUAUGUGGUCACUCCUUGUCCAAAUCCCAUACCAGCCAGUGAAGAGUUACCCCAACUAGCUGAACAGAUGGACCAUCAUUGUUUGAUUUCAGCCUGAGCCCAAGUUUUCUGUCCUGACCACUAUACAAAAUGACUUCAGGGAUCCUUCAUUUAAUUCCUGCUCUACAAAUUCCAGCAUCAUUAUCUUACACUGUUGUCACUGUAUAGUUCACAUGGAAGGUCUUGUUACCAGCAUCCUCUGAACUAGUGUUCCAGGGACUGAGGCCAGAAUUACACGUUUCUCCUCUAUAUGAACUUAGUCUCAUGUAUUUGGAAGCAGCCUAAAUAUGAUUUAAGAUAAAUAUUUCUGUUUUGAAAGAUGGGAGCAGAAGCCUCUGUCGAAAUGGCUAGGCUGGCAGGGCUGCUGGAGAGGCAGUUUGGGCUUGGAUUACUUUGUCUAUCUACAAAUAUUCAAGAAAAGGGUAAAACCACAUUUUUCUUUUCAGGUAUUUCUAGACCACCUCCAGCUUUGAAUUUCUGGUCCUCCUCUCCUGAUUGCCUUGGGUCUGGAUUGUAGAUGAGCACUGUCACACUGGUUUUAUCCAGUGCUCAGGACUGAACCCAAGCUUUUGUGCAUGCUAGUCUAGCCCUCCACCAACUAAAGUUCCUCAGCCCCUCUUUUCAGUAUCUUUUCUUUAUAAGCAGCUUUUUAAUUGUUUUAAGAUUUUUAUUUUCAAUUUAUGCAUAUAUGUGUGUCUACAUAUGUAUGUGCAUGUUUGGGGGUGCCCUGGGAGCCGGAAGUAGUUGCGAGCCACCUGAUAUCGGUGCUGGGAACCAAACUCAGGUACUCUGCACGAACAGCAAGUGCCCAUAACUGCUCAGCCAUCUCUGCAGCUCCAUGAGGAGCUUUUACAAAACCUCCACAGUUAGGCUGAGCAUAGGCUGAGUGUGAGGGAACACGCUUGUGACCCCACUGCUAGUGUCUUAAGCAGUAGGGUUGGGAGUUCCAGGCCAGCCUGGCACAGAAAAUGAGAAUGACAAAGAUUAAAGUGACACAGUAGCCAUAUUUUGCUUGUUUUUUUUUUCCCUGUGGUUUUGCUUAAUGUUAUUACUGCUUUGGCACAUCAGCACUACAGUACUGAUUUUGUUUGGUUUGAAGGCUGGGGCUGAUGUGUUGAAAAUUGAACUUGGCCUAGUACAUGCUUGGCAAGUGCUUGAUCCCUAAGCCAUUUUUCCUGCAAACAUGAUGGCUUUUCAUGGCUGGACCGUUGUUCUCAGCCUUUCAAGGUGAUAAAAGGACAUCUCGUUUUCUCGUUCUCAGGGUUCCAAUUAGUUCCUUGAGAAAUGGAUCCUCAGAUUGGCCCACCAAAGAAUCAGGAAGUCUUCAGUGCUGGAUCUCAGUAGUGGAGAGUGCGCUUAGCCUUUGUAAAGUCCUAACUUCAAUCUCCCACUAAAAAGAGUGGUGGUUGAGAUUGUUUUUAAAUCAUUUUUUUAGUGUCCUCCUUGUCUAUGAAAUGCAGUUAUCACAGCAGUUGGACCUGUUUCCUGAAUGCAGAGUGACCCUUCUGUUAUUUAAAGAUGUAAAAAAUGCAGGAGACUUGAAAAAAAAAGCCAUGGAAGGAUCUAUCAAUGGCUCAUUGAUAAACCCUAAUGUGAUCGUUGAUCCAUUUCAGAUUCUUGUGGCAGCAAACAAAGCUGUUCAUCUCCACAAACUGGGAAAAAUGAAGACAAGGACUCUGUCUACUGAAAUCAUCUUCAACCUCUCCCCAAAUAACAAUAUUUCAGAGGCUUUGAAGAAAUUUGGUAUCUCAGAAAGUAACACUUCAGUUCUCAUUGUUUGCAUUGAAGAAGGAGAAAAACAAAUACACCAAGAACACCUAAUAUCUCAAGUGGAAGGCCAGCAGGUACCUUUGGAAUGUCUUCCAGAAAUAACAAAGCUCUCAGAAGUCAAAAAGAUAUAUAAACUGUCAUCACAAGAAGAGAGUAUUGGGACAUUAUUGGACGGUAUCAUUUGUAGGAUGUCAACAAAGGAUGUUUUAUAAGAUGCCCAAAACAUCAACAGAAAAAUCUCAGAGUUACUCACCAGCUGGUUUUUUCCUGGUUAUAAAAAUUAACAUAUCACUGAAAAAGGGAAAAGUAAACCUCUGCUAGCCCUACUUUUUUUUCACUUCUUAAAGAUACCCCUGUCACUGUUUUUGCCAUUGUCUUCCAGUCUGUUUGUAUUUCAAUACAUUUUAUUUUUGUACAAUUGGAAUAAAAAAUGCAAGCACCUA
Molecule: messenger RNA, 4003 nt
Organism: Mesocricetus auratus (golden hamster)
Lineage: Eukaryota; Metazoa; Chordata; Mammalia; Rodentia; Cricetidae
Gene: Tprkb
Product: TP53RK binding protein
Exons: 5
Coding region: 3245-3772 (175 amino acids)
Biological process (GO): telomere maintenance via recombination; tRNA threonylcarbamoyladenosine modification
Cellular component (GO): EKC/KEOPS complex; nucleus; cytosol
Source: RefSeq, a predicted model, not a curated record